AUGGAUCAACCAGGACCUUCUUCCUCCAACCAAGACCCGAGAUUCGAAUUCAUUGGCUCUUACGCUGUUAAAUCGCUGAAACUAAAGCCUGAGAAAUGGAUGAGAGUGCUAAGUAUAGAAGAACACCGCUCCACGUUAAAAGAUUUCGUUGAUAAACCAUUUCCGAUUCUCCUAGUGGUCACAUUGACUCACGCAGCACAGCUCAUACCCGUAAUAUCAUUUCCUUGCUAUUUAAAAAAUAAAGCUGUUUAUUUCGUCAAAAAGAAACCAGAUGUCAUUCCUAAAGAAAACUGCUGUGAAAUGGUCGUAUUCGGUGACUUAGCACCAAGGCUUAUCGAUGAAUUGGCUGCACUAGUAGACGAAGUCUUCGUACCGCUCCUCUCUAAUCCACUGAAUCAUGAGGGAUGGCCUUUGGUCGUAUCUCAAGAUAUCUUAAAACAAAUACAUAAUCUCAAAAGUACUGUAUAUGAGGUAAAAGGUAAAGUAAACGGGCAGACGGUCCUCCCAAUGCCUGUAGGAGUCGAAUUGGUUCAUGAAGCUGAAAAGGAAUUAUUAAAGGGAAAAGAAGUAGAUCUUUAUUUGAAGAGUGCGAUCGAAGGCGUGGUCAUCAAGUGGGCUCAGCAGAUCAAUGACGUCAUGAUGGAAGAUUCUGGAGCAGCUUUUGAUAAUGGACAAAAUCCUUUGCCUACAGUGGAGCUUGCAUUCUGGAAGUCACGUUUGAGCAAUUUGAAUUACAUUUACGAUCAAUUGCGGACAGAGCGGGUGAGGUGCAUGGCCGUCAUACUAGAAAAGACCACGUCGGCAUACUAUCCUUGCUUUAGUCGACUUUUCAAGAAUAUCGUAUCAGCACUAGCUGAAGCACGCGAAAUUGAUCUUUAUCUAAGACCAUUAGAGAAGCAUUUUCAAGCCUUGGAGGAUACAGAUUUCACAGAGAGUCAGCCUCUCUUCCGACCCUUGUUUCAUGUAAUUUGUAUGGUGUGGAGAGAUUCUAAGUACUACUGCAGUUCUUCUAAACUUAUGGUUCUUUUGAAGCAAAUAUGCAAUUUGCUUAUAUAUCAGGCCAAGAAAUGUUUGGAUCCUACUACAUUAUUCCACAGUGAUAUAGACGAAGCGACUCAGCGUAUCCAAGUCACAAUAGAUAUUAUAAAGAAAUUUAGGAGCACCUUCGAAUAUUUUAAAGAUAAUUUGCCUAAAUACUUCGUCGAUAGAAGGGUGGUUCCAUGGACUUUCCAUCCAAAUUUCGUUUUUGAAAGAAUGAAUAAAUUUAUGCAAAGACUAAAUACGAUACAGUGGUUUUUCAAAACCGUAUUAGAGUUUCAAAAGUUAGAGAAGAUUGAAAUAGGGGGUAUGAAAGGCCGUAUCCUCGGUGGACAAAUACGAGAAAUUUCAGCGGAAUUUGAAGGUUAUUUCCAUGCAUUUGCUUCCAAAUCAUAUGAUGUUCUAGACCCCGAUGACGAAACUUUUAAUGAAGAUUUUAAGGAAUUUCAAGAAAACAUUAUCGACUUGGAUUUAAAACUGUCGACUGUUUUGGUGGAGUCAUUCGAUAAUUGCUCCACCUUAGAAUCGAUAUUCAAGUUGAUUGAAAUUGUUGGGUCUGUUUUGGAUCGACCUCUUAUUAGAAAUGAAUUUACAGCAAAAUACGUUGAAAUCAUAGUUAUGCUUGAGAGGGAAAUAGUUACUUGCGAAGAACUAUUCAACGAGCAAACGCAUCGUCUCGAGAAGUAUGGAGUGAUGGAGAUAGACACCUUCUUCCCGCCCAUUGCCGGAGGACUUCUCUUCAUGAACACGCUAGCUACAAGGAUCUCGAAGCCUAUAGCUAGCUUUCGCAAUUUGCCGCACCCGAUAAAGGGUACGGAUGAGGCGAAGAAAAUUUUCAUUAGACACGAAGAGCUUAUGGAGAAAAUAAAUGAAUUCAAAAAGAAAUAUUUUAACAAUUGGGCCAUCAAUAUACCUAAAAUUAUCGAAGAGAAGACAAAUAACAUGAUACUAGCAAGACAUGGGUCUGAUUUGGUUUUAAAUUUUAAUCCGGCGCUUUUAGACAUCCUAAAAGAAGUUGAUCAUCUACGCAAUAAUCCAGAUGUAGCAAAUACUUUACCAAAAGAAAGUCUGGACAUAUUCGACAUACGAGAGACAUACAGACAGUACCGAAUAAACCUUGGCAUUACUAUCGACUGGUAUAAUCAAAUAAGAAAGAACAGCCAAAAAGUAGAGUUCGAUUUAGUAGUAGAUGAGAUAAAAGCAAUUGAUCAGAGAAUCGAAAUGGCGCAGAAUCAGUUGAAUUGGAACUCUAAAGACUUGUGGAACUAUUUGCAAGAUCUUCAUACGUUAGUCGGCAGUUUGUAUCAAAGAAUGUCGAAGAUUCAAGAUAAUCUUAAGGAAAUGAAAUUGGUUAUGAAAGAAUGGUCCGUGCAACCGUUAUUUGAAAGAAAAGAGGGUAAAAAGGAUACGUUACUAAAUUUAGAAGACCGCGCUGAAAAAAGGAGCAAACGUUAUUCUGAUAUCCAAAAUACAGCGCAGCGUAUUAAUGAGCUUCUCCAAGAGAAUAUGGAGCUUUUUAAUAUGCAAAAUAACCAGGAUAGUGCUAUUUGGUUGAAUUAUGUGGCCUUCGUCGAUAAUUUGAUGGAAGAAGCACUUUUUAAGUCCAUAGCAUGCAGCUUGGGUUAUAUAACUGAACACAUGAAUCCUAAGAACAAAUUAGCACCGUUGUUAGAAGCUCAAUUAGAACUGUUAGAUCCUGAUAUGGUUUUUGCACCAAGCCUCGAUCCAAAUGACGAGAAAGGAUUUAUGGCUUUGAUCAAAAGCUUGAUUGACGAUAUAUUAAAAAUGUCCACUCUUAUUGAAAGAAUAGAUCCAAUGAAAAAUGAGACCUAUGAAGAGCAAAUCGUGAGAAAUGAUGACAUUGCUGAGAUGAAAGAAGAAAUCCUUAGUGGUAUUGAGAAGGUGAUAGAAGAUGCCAAUGACUUCUGCAAAACUUUCGAAAACUACUCAUACCUCUGGUUAGAAGAACGUGACGCGAUCAUGGAGAUAUUCUUGACAUACGGUAGAAUUUUGUCCGUUGAUGAAGUUGACAGAAUUGGUACUGAAGAAAAAGAUACUGUGGGACCAACGCCUUGCCCUCCCAAAAUGGAGGCUUUUAGAGAACAGAUUGACCAUUAUGAAAACUUAUUCAUGGACAUUGAAGACAUGGAAGCCUAUAAAGUCUUUAAUAGCUGGUUCCAGGUGGAUAUAAGACCAUUUCGUCAAGCUUUGUUGAACACAGUGAGAAAAUGGGGAAAUAUGUACAAAGAACAUUUAGUAAAUAAUGUAACAUCUAGCUUAAGUGACUUGGGCAACUUCAUUCGGGAGGCAGAUGAAGGUCUCCUCCAGCCGGUACCGGAAGGUGAUUACGAUGCACUGGUAACUGUGAUGGGAUAUUUAAUGAAUGUAAAAGAGCGAGCUAUCACCACCGACGACAUGUUCCAACCGUUAACAGAGACCAUUGAACUCCUCAAGUUUUAUGAUAUGGACAUACCUGAAGAAGUCAAUGUUUUAUUGCAGGAAUUACCAGAACAAUGGCAAACAACAAAGAAGCUUGCCUUGACUGUUAAACAGCAAGUUGCUCCACUUCAAGCGGCUGAAGUCUCGGGUAUCAGGAAGAAAAUAGCAACUUUUGACGCCCAUGUUACCUAUUACAGAGAAGUUUUUAAACGCUACGAGUUUUUUAAAUACGAAUGUGAUGAUCCAUACGAUGUUAUGUCUAGAGUUGAUUUCGAAAUGCUUUACUUAGAAGAUGAAAUGAAAAGCAUUCAAGAGUCAGGUUCUUUAUUUGAAGUCAAUGUUCCAGAGUUUAAGUUACUGAAACAAUGUAGAAAAGAGUUACGAAUGCUAAAGCAACUGUGGGAUUACGUAUACAUUGUAAGAACAAGCAUAGAAGAUUGGAAAACAACGCCGUGGAGGAAAAUAGAUGUUGAAAACAUGGACAUUGAGUGUAAGAAGUUCGCUAAAGAAAUACGAUUGCUUGAUAAGGAAAUGAGAAGCUGGGAUACCUACAUAAAUCUAGAAGCUACUGUGAAGAAUAUGUUGACAUCUUUAAGAGCGGUUGGUGAACUCCAAAACCCAGCGAUCAGAGAAAGGCACUGGGAUCAAUUAAUGAGGACAACUAAGAGCUUAGCAGCAUUACCACGUGAGCUCACUGUACGCAUAGUCAUGGACGCAAAUACGACUCUAGCUGACUUGCUAGCACUUAACUUACACGAGUGUGAAGAAGAAGUAAAAAAUAUAGUCGACAAGGCAGUAAAAGAGAUGUCGAUGGAGAAAGUUCUCAAAGACUUGAAUACUACGUGGAGUGCGAUGGAAUUUGAACAAGAAGUGCACACUAGAACCGGCUGUGUACUACUUAGGGCGAGUGAGGAACUUAUUGAGACUUUAGAAGAGAAUCAGGUACAAUUGCAAAACUUAAUAACGUCCAAGUUUAUUGCACAUUUCUUGGAAGAAGUUUCCUCUUGGCAGCAAAAACUGUCAAUAGCAGACCAAGUAAUAACAUUUUGGUUUGAAGUACAAAGAACAUGGACACAUUUAGAAAGCAUAUUCAUGAGUUCAGAAGAUAUAAGAAAACAACUGCCUGACGAUUCUGCAAGAUUUGAUAGAAUUGAUGCGGAAUUCAAAAUUUUAUCUAAAGAUAUGUCCAAAACACCAAAUGUAGUAAAAGGAACCAACAAAGAUGGCUUAGUUGAAAAACUCGAUAGUCUUCAAAAGGAUCUCAUUAUUUGCGAGAAAGCUUUAGCAGAGUAUUUGGAAACGAAGAGAUUGGCCUUCCCAAGAUUCUAUUUUGUGUCAUCUGCUGAUUUGUUAGAUAUUUUGUCUAACGGGAAUCAAGCAGAUUUAGUCAUUAGACAUCUGACGAAACUCUUUGAUUCAAUUGCUAAAUUGAAAUUCAUAGAGACUGACAAACCAAAUGAGAAAACCGCAUCGGGUAUGAUUGCGAAGGAUGGAGAACUUGUUCCGUUCCAUGGAACUUGUGACUGUACUGGUGCUGUGGAAAUAUGGCUGAACAGAUUACAAGAUAUAAUGAGAUCGACAAUUCGCCAUUAUUUUGGCGAGGCUAUUGUUACUUACGAAGAGAAGCCUCGAGAACAAUGGCUGUUUGACUUCAUGGCGCAAGUGUCUUUAUGCGGAUCACAGAUUUGGUGGACGACAGAAAUGAACAUGGCGUUCGGGAGGCUCGAAGAAGGAUAUGAUAACGCUUUGAAAGAUUACUAUAAAAAGCAAUUGUCGCAACUUAGCACGCUAAUUUCUUUGCUCAUAGGAGAACUUAGUAAGCAAGAUAGGCAGAAGAUCAUGACAAUUUGUACAAUUGAUGUGCAUUCAAGAGAUGUGGUGAGCAAGAUGAUUCAAGGGAAAGUGGAAGCUGGUUCAGCAUUUCAAUGGCAGUCGCAACUUAGACACAGAUGGGAUGAAACCGAAGUGCAUUGCUUUGCAAAUAUUUGCGACGCUCAGUUCAAAUACAGUUAUGAAUAUUUGGGCAAUACUCCAAGGCUGGUCAUAACACCGUUAACCGAUCGCUGUUAUAUCACUUUGACUCAGUCUCUGCAUUUGAUUAUGGGAGGUGGGCCAGCAGGACCGGCCGGUACAGGGAAAACAGAAACUACAAAAGAUUUGGGAAGAGCCUUAGGAAUCAUGGUCUAUGUAUUCAAUUGUUCAGAACAAAUGGACUACCAGUCUUGUGGUAAUAUUUACAAAGGAUUAGCACAAACUGGAGCGUGGGGAUGUUUCGAUGAGUUCAACAGAAUUUCGGUUGAAGUAUUGUCCGUUGUAGCAGUGCAAGUAAAAUCUGUACAGGAUGCUAUCAGGGAUAAGAAAGAAAAAUUCAACUUCAUGGGAGAAACCAUAGUCUUAGUGCCGACUGUGGGUAUUUUCAUCACAAUGAACCCAGGGUAUGCAGGGAGGACAGAACUGCCAGAAAAUCUUAAAGCUCUCUUUAGACCUUGCGCUAUGGUUGUACCUGACUUCGAAUUAAUUUGCGAAAUCAUGUUGGUUGCUGAGGGUUUCCAAGAUGCUAAGAUUUUAGCAAGGAAAUUCAUUACGUUGUAUACUUUGUGUAAAGAGCUAUUAUCGAAACAAGAUCAUUAUGACUGGGGUCUGAGAGCUAUAAAGUCAGUUUUAGUCGUAGCUGGAUCUUUAAAAAGAGGCGAUCCUGGUAGGCCGGAAGAAGAAGUGUUAAUGCGAACUCUUCGAGAUUUCAAUAUCCCAAAAAUAAUAACAGACGACAUGCCAGUUUUCAUGGGACUUAUUGGCGAUCUUUUCCCUGCGCUCGAGGUUCCGCGCAAAAGAGAUUUAGAAUUUGAAAGAACAGUCAAACAAGCUGCAAUGGAUUUAUUACUACAACCCGAAGAUAAUUUCAUAUUAAAAGUAGUACAACUAGAAGAAUUGUUGGAAGUACGCCAUUCAGUAUUCAUAGUAGGCAAUGCUGGUACAGGCAAAACUCAAGUGUGGAAGACGCUGUUUAAAACAUACCAGAAUCUUAGAAAGAAACCAAUUUUCAACGAUUUAAAUCCUAAAGCAGUUACUAAUGAUGAAUUGUUUGGCAUAAUAAAUCCAGCAACAAGAGAAUGGAAGGAUGGUUUAUUCUCUGUCAUUAUGAGAGACCAAGCGAAUCUAGUUGGAGAGCAUCCGAAAUGGAUUGUACUUGACGGUGAUAUUGAUCCAAUGUGGAUUGAAUCGCUGAAUACGGUCAUGGAUGAUAAUAAAAUUCUGACGUUGGCUAGUAACGAGAGAAUUGCGUUGACUCCGACUAUGAGGUUGAUGUUUGAGAUAUCUAAUCUCCGUACUGCAACUCCAGCUACAGUGUCCAGAGCUGGAAUCUUGUAUAUCAAUCCGCAGGAUUUGGGAUGGAAUCCAUACGUAACAAGCUGGGUUGAGACAAGGAAGAUACCUGCAGAGAAAUCGAAUCUCGUCAUACUCUUCGACAAAUACAUACCACCUUGCUUAGAAACUGUGAGGAACAGGUUUAAGAAAAUAACUCCUAUAGCUGACAUGGCGCAUGUGCAGAUGCUCUGUCAUCUGCUAGAUUGUUUGCUAGUUCCAGAGAAUACACCUCCAGAAUGCCCUAAGGAAUGGCACGAUAUAUUUUUCGUAUUCGCUUGCGUUUGGGCAUUUGGUUCGGCGAUGUUUCAAGAUACUACCAUUGAUUAUAGAGUUGAGUUCACAAAAUGGUGGUUGAACGAGUUCAAGACAGUGAAGUUCCCUCCGGGAGGCACGGUGUUUGAUUUCUACAUUGAUUCUGAAACAAAACAAUUCACGCCUUGGGUGGAAAAGAUUCCUAAAUUUGAAUUGGAUACUGAUAUACCUCUGCAGGCUGUUCUAGUUCCAACAGCCGAAACGAUAAGAGUGAGAUAUUUUCUCGAUUUGCUCAUGAAGAACCGUCACCCAGUCAUGUUGGUAGGAGGUGCUGGAUGUGGUAAAACUGUACUUGUAAACGAGAAACUGCAGAGCCUGGCAGAAAGCUAUGCAAUCCAGUCAGUACCGUUCAACUUCUACACAACAUCAGAGAUGCUCCAGAAAGUUCUAGAAAAACCUUUGGAGAAGAAAGCUGGUCGGAACUACGGUCCUCCUGGAAACAAGACGCUCAUAUAUUUCAUAGACGAUAUGAACAUGCCAGAAGUAGAUACUUAUGGCACAGUCCAACCUCAUACAAUCAUACGUCAGCAUUUAGACUACAAUCAUUGGUAUGAUAGAACUAAAUUGACCCUUAAAGACAUUCACAAUACCCAGUACGUGUCUUGUAUGAACCCUACCUCUGGGAGUUUUACUAUCAAUCCAAGGUUGCAACGGCAUUUUUGCGUGUUUGCCAUCAGCUUUCCUAAUGGAGAGGCGUUGAAUAAUAUCUAUCACUCGAUUUUGAGCCAACAUUUGACUAACCCAGAGUUGAAGAUCAAUCCUCAGGUGGCUAAAUUAUCAGCUAACGUGGUAAGGGGGACGGUUGGGCUCCACAACAAAGUGUCUCAAGUAUUUUUACCUACUGCAAUUAAGUUUCACUACAUUUUUAACUUGAGGGAUCUAUCUAAUGUUUUCCAAGGACUUUUAUUUAGUACAAACGAAUGUUUAGUGAAUCCAUCAGAUAUAAUACGCUUAUGGAUGCAUGAAACUCAUCGCGUGUAUGGAGAUAAACUUACAGAAGAAAAAGAUAUCGAUGCAUUUUUGAAAAUGCAAAUCGAUAUGUGUAAGAAGAAUUUCGAGGACAUCGACGAAGGCGUAGUCUUCGAACGUCCAAACAUCUAUUGUCAUUUCGCGGGGGGCAUCGGGGAGCCUAAGUACAUGCCCAUAGCCUCGUGGCAACAACUGAACAAACUUCUGACCGAAGCGAUGGCCAGCUACAAUGAUCUCAUCGCGGCCAUGAACUUGGUGUUGUUUGAAGAUGCUAUGAUGCAUAUUUGCAGAAUAAGCCGAAUUCUGGAAAGCCCUAGAGGUAGUGCAUUAUUAGUCGGUGUCGGAGGAUCAGGGAAGCAAUCAUUAUCACGCCUUGCGGCUUUCAUAGCCAGUUUGGAAGUUCUCCAAAUUCAACUUAAGAAAGGAUAUGGAGUGUCUGAUUUGAAGCAUGAAUUAUCAGGGCUGUAUAUAAAAACUGGUCUGAAGAAUGUUGGUAUAAUGUUCUUAAUGACCGACGCUCAGGUUGCAAACGAACAAUUUUUAGUACUGAUCAAUGAUUUGCUCGCAUCUGGAGAAAUUGCUGACUUAUUCCCUGAUGAUGAGAUAGAAAAUAUAAUUGCUGGAGUUAGGAAUGAGGUUAAAGGCGCAGGUCUACCCGACACAAGAGAGAUAUGUUGGAAAUUUUUUAUCGAUCGAGUUCGAAAGCAGUUGAAAGUGGUUUUGUGUUUCUCACCCGUUGGUUCUACUCUACGUGUGAGGUCUAGAAAGUUCCCCGCACUGAUUAACUGCACUUCGAUCAAUUGGUUCCAUGAGUGGCCGCAGGAGGCGCUGGUGUCGGUCUCCAUGAGAUUCCUGGAGGAGCUGCACGUUUUACCUAUAACACUAAAAGAUUCUAUAUCAAGAUUCAUGGCUUAUGUCCACACUUCAGUAAACACAAUAUCGAAAGCGUAUUUGGCGAAUGAGAGAAGAUACAACUAUACGACGCCAAAGAGUUAUUUAGAACAGAUUAGUUUGUACGCGAAAUUGGUAAAUCAGAAAACAGAUGAACUCAGAGCUAAGAUAACAAGGUUAGAGAAUGGGUUGGAAAAGCUUCGCAGUACAGCAUCACAAGUCGACGAACUCAAAGCAAAACUCGCUAUACAAGAAAUAGAACUGCAGCAAAAGAACGAAGCCGCGGACAAACUUAUCGAAAUGGUUGGAGUUGAAACUGCCAAAGUACAAAGCGAAAAAGCUCUAGCUGAUGAGGAAGAAGAGAAAGUAGCUGUUAUAGCAGAAGAGGUAUCAAAGAAACAGAAAGACUGCGAGGAAGAUCUUAUUAAAGCAGAACCCGCUCUCGUAGCAGCUCAAGAAGCUUUAAACACUUUGAACAAGGCAAAUCUCACUGAAUUGAAGUCUUUCGGCUCUCCUCCUGGAGCCGUGACGAAUGUCACAGCUGCUGUGAUGGUGCUGCUGGCUCCAGGUGGUAAGAUACCUAAGGACAGGAGCUGGAAAUCUGCUAAGGUAAUGAUGGCAAAAGUGGACGUAUUUUUGGAAUUACUCAUUCAUUACGAUAAAGAAAAUAUCCAUCCCGAUGUCAUCAAAGCCAUACAGCCCUAUCUCAAAGACUCGGAGUUUGAACCUGAGUUUGUCCGUUCAAAGUCUGCAGCCGCAGCCGGUCUUUGCGCGUGGGUCAUCAACAUCAUCAAAUUUUACGAAGUCUUCUGUGAUGUCGAACCGAAGAGGAAAGCUUUGGCGGCUGCUAAUGCAGAAUUAGCUGCUGCUACUGAGAAACUUAAAUCCAUAAAGUCUAAAGUUGCGUCUUUAGAAGAGCAACUUGCGACGCUAACUUCAGAAUUUGAAAAGGCCACGUCAGAGAAACUGAAGUGUCAACAGGAAGCUGAUGCUACGAACAGGACCAUACAACUCGCCAACAGACUUGUCAAUGGCCUUGCUAGUGAGAAUGUUAGAUGGGCUGAGGCUGUUUCCAGCUUGAUGCAGCAAAGUACAACGUUGCCAGGGGAUGUUCUUUUAGUUUGCGCUUUCAUAUCUUACGUCGGAUGUUUUACAAAGCAAUACAGACAAGAUCUGUUACACAAGAAUUGGCUUGUGUUCAUGAAAACUUUGGAACCUCCAGUUCCAAUAACUGAAGGAUUAGAUCCACUGACGAUGUUAACAGACGACACUGCGAUAGCAAUGUGGCAAAACGAAGGACUUCCAUCAGAUAGAAUGAGUACGGAGAAUGCUACUAUACUAUCCAAUUCAGAUCGUUGGCCACUUAUGAUCGAUCCUCAGUUGCAAGGUGUAAAGUGGAUUAAACAAAAGUAUGGAGAAUUGCUUCGGGUGAUAAGAUUGGGACAGAAAGGGUAUUUGGACACUAUAGAGAAAGCAAUUAUAAAGGGAGAGACUGUGUUGUUGGAGAAUAUCGGUGAAACAGUGGAUCCAGUGCUUGAUCCGUUAUUAGGAAGAAACUUGAUAAAGAAGGGAAGAGCAAUCAAAAUAGGCGACAAAGAAAUAGAAUACAGUCCGAACUUCAGACUUAUUCUACACACGAAGUUAGCGAAUCCACAUUACAAGCCAGAGAUGCAAGCACAAACUACAUUGGUUAAUUUUACUGUAACGAGAGAUGGACUUGAAGACCAACUUCUAGCCGAAGUAGUUAAAGCUGAAAGACCUGAUUUAGAGGAACUGAAAGCUGAGUUGACCAAACAACAGAAUCAGUUCAAAAUUCAACUAAAAGGACUUGAAGAUGAUCUGCUCUCUCGUUUAUCGUCCGCUGGUGAGAAUAUAUUGGGUGAUACGGCAUUAGUCGAAAAUUUAGAGACGACAAAGAAAACUGCCGCUGAUAUCGAGAAAAAGGUUGCUGAAGCUAAGGUGACGUCACAUGAAAUUGAUCAAGCCCGCGAGUUCUACCGCCCGGCCUCUGCCAGAGCUUCUCUCUUGUACUUCAUAUUGAAUGAUUUGAACACCAUAAAUCCGAUCUAUCAGUUUUCCUUAAAGGCCUUCAGCGUGGUGUUCCAAAAGGCUAUAUCCCGAGCAGAGCCCGCCGAGGAAGUUAGUUUGAGGAUCAAGAACCUGAUCGACUGCAUCACGUACUCCGUAUUCCAGUACACCUCCAGGGGACUGUUCGAGUGCGAUAAACUUAUAUUCGCGUCGCAGAUGACUUUCCAGGUUCUCCUCAUGAGUGAAGAGAUAUCACCAGCAGAACUGGACUUCUUCCUUCGGUUCCCCAUCAAGCCACACGUCACGAGUCCAGUAGACUUCCUAUCCAAUCAAAGUUGGGGUGGUAUCUGUUCCUUGGCUGGUAAAGAUGAAUUUAGGAACCUCGAUAGAGAUAUAGAAACAUCACCCAAACGAUGGAAAAAGAUUGUUGAAAUGGAAUGUCCAGAAAAAGAAAAGUUUCCACAGGAAUGGAAAAACAAAACGGCAUUGCAACGAUUAUGUAUGCUGAGAGCGUUGCGGCCUGAUCGCAUGACCUAUGCAGUGGCAGGGUACAUAGAAGAGAAAAUGGGAACCAAAUACGUAGAGAACCGUACAGUAGAAUUCAGUAAAUCAUUCGAAGAGACGAGUCCUACCACUCCCAUAUUCUUCAUACUGUCUCCUGGUGUGAACCCUUUGAAAGAUGUAGAGGCUUUGGGCAAGGUGAUGGACUUCACUGCAGACAGGGGGAACUUCCACAAUGUGUCGUUAGGUCAGGGUCAAGAGGUUGUGGCUGAGCAGGCGAUUGAUGAGGCACUGCAGAAAGGACAUUGGGUGGUUUUGCAGAACAUCCACUUGGUGAAGACGUGGCUGCCGAGCCUGGAGAAGAAGAUGGAGACGUUCUCGGCGGGGUGCGCGGCGUCGUUCCGCCUGUUCAUGUCGGCCGAGCCCGCCGCCACGCCCGCCGCGCACAUCAUCCCGCAGGGCAUCCUCGAGUCCAGCAUCAAGAUCACCAACGAGCCGCCCACGGGCAUGCAGGCCAACAUACACAAGGCUCUAGAUAAUUUUAAUCAAGAAACGCUAGAGAUGUGUGGCAAAGAAGCAGAGUUCAAAGCUAUACUCUUCUCGCUGUGCUACUUCCACGCUGUGGUCGCUGAGAGAAGGAAGUUUGGGCCGCAGGGCUGGAAUAAGAUAUACCCUUUUAAUGUUGGUGACCUCACGAUAAGUGUUUUUGUGUUGUACAACUAUUUGGAAGCAAAUUCGAGGGUGCCGUGGGAAGACCUUAGGUACUUGUUCGGUGAGAUCAUGUACGGAGGUCACAUUACUGAUGAUUGGGACCGGAGGUUGUGCAAUGCUUAUCUUGAGGAGUUGAUGCAGCCGGAUCUUGUCGAUGGUGAACUACAACUGGCUCCUGGUUUCCCAACUCCUCCCAACACAGACUAUAGCGGCUACCAUCAGUACAUAGAGGAAGCGAUGCCUCCAGAAUCACCGUAUCUUUAUGGUCUUCAUCCUAAUGCUGAAAUAGGUUUCCUAACAACAACUUCGGAGAAUUUGUUCAGGACUAUAUUUGAAAUGCAACCGAGAGACGCUCAGGCUUCUGGUGCUACUACUGUUACUAGAGAAGAUAAGGUAAAACAAAUGCUAGACGAAAUAAUGGAGAAGCUUCCUGAAGAAUUCAAUAUGGUGGAAAUAAUGGGUAAGGUGGAAGAACGAACGCCCUACGUGAUAGUAGCGUUCCAGGAGUGCGAGAGGAUGAACUACCUCACUGGAGAAAUGAAACGAUCGCUCAAAGAGUUAGAUUUGGGGCUGAAGGGUGAACUGACAAUUACUUCUGACAUGGAAGAACUAGAGAAUGCAUUAUUCUUGGAUCAAGUUCCAGCAAUUUGGGCGAAUAGGGCUUAUCCAUCACUUCUCGGCUUGGCUGCUUGGUUCGUAGAUUUACUUCUCCGACUCAGAGAACUUGAGACUUGGGCUACUGACUUUGUUUUGCCGGCAUCGGUAUGGUUAGCUGGUUUCUUCAACCCUCAAAGCUUGUUGACGGCUAUCAUGCAGAGUACUGCGCGGAGAUACGAACUGCCACUCGACAAGAUGUGCCUCCAAUGUGACGUCACUAAGAAGAUGAAGGAAGACUUUACGUCCGCGCCUCGAGAUGGCGCUUAUGUACAUGGGCUAUUGAUGGAGGGCGCCAGGUGGGACGUCCAGGCGGGGAUUAUAAUGGAUUCCAGGCUCAAAGAUCUGUUCCCGCCGAUGCCUGUGAUCAAUGUUAGGGCCAUCACACAGGAUAAGCAAGAUCUGCGCAACAUGUACGAGUGUCCUGUAUACAAGACCAGGACCAGAGGCCCGACGUAUGUCUGGACUUUUAACUUGAAGACCAAGGACAAGCCUGCUAAGUGGAUUUUAGCAGGAGUCGCGUUGUUGUUACAGAUUUAAAUAAUAACAUUUCGACGUUUGAAGGGCAAAAAUAUC
Molecule: messenger RNA, 13485 nt
Organism: Manduca sexta (tobacco hornworm)
Lineage: Eukaryota; Metazoa; Arthropoda; Insecta; Lepidoptera; Sphingidae
Gene: Dhc93AB
Product: dynein beta chain, ciliary
Exons: 66
Coding region: 1-13449 (4482 amino acids)
Biological process (GO): microtubule-based movement
Cellular component (GO): dynein complex
Molecular function (GO): minus-end-directed microtubule motor activity; dynein intermediate chain binding; ATP binding
Source: RefSeq, a predicted model, not a curated record